Molecule: messenger RNA, 474 nt
Organism: Drechmeria coniospora
Lineage: Eukaryota; Fungi; Ascomycota; Sordariomycetes; Hypocreales; Ophiocordycipitaceae
Exons: 4
Coding region: 1-474 (157 amino acids)
Source: RefSeq, a predicted model, not a curated record
AUGGUGCAGGACAUGCCGCCAAAGGGCGGGUACGAGCCCGUCCAGUACAAGGUACGCCUGAACGCAGCUCCCGGCAUCAGCUCCCGGCCUCAACUGCCAGCCUUCAUUCUCCAUCCUCAGCUUCCGCUUGAGCUUCGAAUUCCAGCUGCAACCUCGAUGGUCGGCCGCAAUCUCCCUGCCAAGGGCUUCCGCCCCGGCAUCCUCCUGCUUGGCAUGGGCGCCGUCAUGGGCUACGGCUGGUACAAGCUGGUCCACGGCAUCCGCGAAGCCAACGAACUCGCGCGGGAAAAGAUGUGGGCGCGCAUCCACCUCAUUCCCCUCCUUCAAGCAGAGGAGGACCGGGACCAGGUGCGGCGCUACUUGGCCGACCAGAAGCGCGAAAAGGCCCUCAUGGGCGAGAACACCAAAGUGUACCAUAGCGAUAGAUUUGUGAGACCGACGUUUGCCGUGGCCCCCGCACCGACGGAAGAGUGA